Molecule: messenger RNA, 3920 nt
Organism: Myiozetetes cayanensis
Lineage: Eukaryota; Metazoa; Chordata; Aves; Passeriformes; Tyrannidae
Gene: GPSM1
Product: G protein signaling modulator 1
Exons: 14
Coding region: 37-2028 (663 amino acids)
Molecular function (GO): GTPase regulator activity; protein binding
Source: RefSeq, a predicted model, not a curated record
CUCCGCUGCCCGCUCCCCGCCGCGGGGCCGGCGCCCAUGGCGUGCCCGCCGGGCGGGGACAGCCCGGGCUCCGCCGCCCGACGCUUCUACUGCAGAAUGGAGGCAUCCUGCCUGGAACUGGCCCUGGAAGGAGAGCGCUUGUGCAAGGCUGGGGACUUCAAAGCUGGGGCAGCCUUCUUCGAAGCAGCAGUGCAGGUGGGGACUGAGGACCUGAAGACUCUCAGUGCCAUCUACAGCCAGCUGGGCAAUGCCUAUUUCUACCUAAAGGAGUAUUCCAAGGCCCUGGAGUACCAUAAACACGACCUGACCCUGGCCAGGACCAUCGGGGACCGCAUUGGAGAGGCCAAGGCGAGUGGCAACCUUGGGAACACCCUGAAAAUCCUUGGGCAGUUUGAUGAAGCUGUGGUUUGCUGCCAGAGGCACUUGGACAUUUCUCAGGAGCAGGGAGACAAGGUGGGUGAAGCCAGAGCACUCUAUAAUAUAGGAAAUGUUUACCAUGCCAAGGGAAAGCACUUAUCGUGGAACAUGGCCCAGGACCCAGGCUCCCUCCCUCAGGAAGUCAAGGAGACGCUGCAGAAAGCUUCAGAAUAUUAUGAGAGGAACCUGUCCCUGGUGAAGGAGCUGGGGGACAGAGCUGCUCAGGGCCGAGCUUACGGCAACCUGGGCAACACCCAGUACUUACUUGGCAACUUCAGUGAAGCCAUAGCCUUCCACAAGGAGCGCCUGGCCAUUGCCAAGGAGUUUGGGGACAAGGCAGCUGAGCGCAGAGCCUACAGCAACCUGGGCAACGCUCACAUCUUCCUCGGCAGGUUCGACAUCGCUGCCGAGUACUACAAGAAAACGCUCCAGCUCUCCAGGCAGCUCAAAGACCAAGCAGUAGAAGCCCAGGCUUGCUACAGCCUCGGAAACACGUGCACGCUGCUUCAGGACUACGAAAGAGCCAUCGAGUACCACCUAAAGCACCUGGUGAUAGCACAGGAGCUGGGGGACAGGGUGGGAGAAGGAAGAGCCUGCUGGAGUCUGGGAAAUGCCUACGUCUCGCUGGGGAGCCACGAACAAGCUUUGCACUUUGCAAGGAAACAUCUUGAAAUCUCCCAAGAGAUCGGGGACCGGAGCGGGGAGCUGACGGCACAGCUGAACAUGGCCCAGCUCAGGUCAGCCCUUGGCCUGGGCCCUGGGGAUGAGGACAUGGGUGCAGCUAAUCACUCUUCUGGCUAUGAAGCACAAGGAGCCAGGCCAAAGAGACUCCAAAGGAACAGCAUGGACAGCUUAGACUUCCUCAAGUUCCCUUCUGAAAAGGACCAGAAUGGGGACAGCCACCACGUGGGAGACCUGAAGAUCUCGGGGAAGGAGUUCCUGUCGUUACCCGCGAGGACGAGGAAAUACCGGGAACACCAGUCCAGUUCGGAGAGGAAGUCCCAGGGACCAAGUGCAUCACCCUUGGAUGCUGGGGAAGUCCGAGUCCAGUCGAAAAUCAACCGGACCCCUUCGGAUGAGGAAUGCUUCUUUGACCUGCUGAGCAAGUUCCAGAGCAACCGGAUGGAUGACCAGCGCUGCCCGCUGGAGGAGUGCCCGUCGGAGGCUGCGGAGGCAGCUGCCACCCCGGUGCCUGCCCUGGGAGAGCGGAUAUCACAGUCUGCCCUGAUGGCAUCUCCGCAGACAGAGGAGUUCUUCGACCUCAUCGCCAGCUCCCAGAGCAGGCGCCUGGAUGACCAGCGUGCCAACGUGGGCAACCUGCCGGGGCUGCGGAUAACCCACAACAACCUGGGGCACCUGCGCGUCGAGGGGGACGCCCAGGAGCCCGGGGACGAGUUCUUCAACAUGCUCAUGAAGUGCCAGUCCUCCCGGAUCGAUGACCAGCGCUGUGCCCCCCCUGAUUCCAUCCCCCGCGGUCCCACCAUGCCGGAUGAAGACUUUUUCAGCCUCAUCCAGCGUGUCCAGGCCAAGCGCAUGGACGAGCAGCGGGUGGAUUUGGCCUCAGCCCAGGAGGCGGCCGAGGAGGAGCAGCACAGGCCUGGUUCCAGCUAAGAACUGGGGUUUGGUCUGGGGGGGUUGUUUUGGCUUUUUUUGGGGUUUUUCUUUUUUUUUUUUUUUUUUUUUUUUUAAAGGAAAAGAAGCGUAGGUGGUUUCAAACCUGAGGGCUCCUGUGCUGCCACAGACUUGUCCCAGGAGCCGCCCCAGGGAUGUGGGAGCUGCACCUCCCUCCUGUUGUUAGGGGAAGGCCCAAUGGAUGCGGGGCACAAUUUUCAAACAAGGGGUUUUUUUAGGACACACGGCCCCUGUAACAGUGGACACGAGGGAAGGCUUUGGCAGCCCCUUUGCUGAUCACCUAAAAACCCAGGAACUUGGAGGAGCCCAGAGGGGGUAGUUAACUCCAGCCUUGAUGUCUUUUAUUUCCACAACACUUUUAAUUAAAUGGGGGAAGGGAAGAGCACCUUUUCCAUUUUGAAGUCCUCCUGUACUGCCUGCAUCACGAGGUGACACAAAUGACUCUGGAUCCUUCCCUGGAACGUCUUCUCAGCUUUGUUCCUUCUACAGGAGAAAAUAAUCCCAAGUCUGAGGCCCCACCAGUCCUUUAAAUCUUACCCCACCACAGCUGCAUCGCAGUCCCACACACCUCAGAGUGUGUUUUAGGCUUGCUGAAGACUCUGCAGAGCCCUGGACACCCCCUGCUUACCCAGCCCUGGGCAGAGCUGUCCUGGGACCUCCUGGGCAGGAGCAAAGCCUCGCUCACUCCGAACUUUAGUGGGAUUUGUCACCUCUGGAGCUCAGCCAGCUGUGCAGCCCCGGGCAGGGGCUGUGCCUGGGAAGGGGAAGGUCUCUGCUCGUGUGUUCAGCCCCCUGCACAUGUGGGCAGCUCUGGUGCCACUGAGCUGAGGUCUCAGGCAGGUGAGGGUGCCUGAGGCAGAACCUGCGUGUGACAGGGACCUGCUUCGACAGCCAGCAGAGCUUUCUGCCCACAGCUUGUCCUUCCUCCCUUCUGUGUCCAACAGCAGCUCAAGAUCAUGGCUCUUCACCCUCCCAUGUUUCCCCCAAACCAGUGCUGAGCUGCUCCUGGCAAGGCACCGUAGCUGUGCCCCACCUGUCUCCGAUACCUGGAGCCUCAGGGGAGCCCCAGCCACAUUUACUGUCAUUCCUUCCCCUUUUGGACCAGCUGGAAAAGCUGGAGGUGGGAAGCAGGGACCUGACUUCAGGAGGUGCAGGAUUUUCCCUCCUCUUGACCAGAGACUAUCUCGGACUUCAGAAACUCCAGCACCGAGUUGUGCCGAAGCGGCGACGUUCCUGUAGAGAGUAAAACCAACACUUCCUGUUUGGAAUGCGUUUGAUGGAAACAUUCCCAACCAGCAGUGAGAUGUUUUUUUAGACCAGUGAUGCUGCUCAUGGGGCAUUUUCCCUGCCUGCACUGACCAUGUGGAGUGGUAGCUGCAUUUUCCCUGCUACCUGGGAGCACUCACCUGCUGCACGGACCACUUGGCCAAGGCUGGGCCUCCUUCCUGGGGCCGGGCAGAGCUCUGGAGAAGGGAGAGGAGGAGCUGCCCCAGCCACCUUUGUACCAGCCAAGCUGGCAUUUGUAAAAAAAGAAAACAUUGAUGAUGAUGAUGAUGACCUGACCAGCUGCAGGCUCGGGCCUGUGCAGCUCUCAGCCAGGUGGUGAACUGGAAUCUGACCAUUAAGCUUUCAGAGGUAUUAUUGAGGUAUUAUUUGCCAUAUACUUGAAUGUAUGAGCUUAUUUAUUUUUUACAUGUGCAUUUGCUAAUGUCAUUUUAAUGGGGAAUUUCCAACCCACAGGUACUUGUUUUUGUUUUUCUAAAAAAUAAUCUGCCAAAUGGAUUAAUAUAUUAGAAAUGAAUACAGCUCAAGGGGAAGGAGUGUGGGGGGGGUUGUGCUUAAUAAAUAUUUGUGUCUAAGCUUCAGUGCAA